GCGCAUUAUUUGGCAACAGACGCGGCAGUGGGGAGGGCCGAAAAAAGAGGAUAUCCCCUGGAUUUCUAAAAAGCAACGAUUUAUCGAGGUUAACUGCAGAUUAAACAUUCCUUGGUCGACCAUCGGCGAAGAACGGGCAACAAAGCGACCGAGGGAUGUCUGAGGAGGCUGUCCGCCAGACGCGCAGCCAGAAGAGGGCGCUUGAGAGGGAUGCUGCUCCCCAGUCUAUAGAACCUUCGGCUACUGACAAUGAAAGCAAAAAACCUAAAUUGGACCCGUCUGAACCCACACCACAGGCGCAAAAUAAACCUGCACCCCACCCUGUAGUGGCAGAGGAUGGUCAAAGCCGGACUAUGGAUGGAUCAGAGCACGAGAAAGAUCAGGACGAGGAUCAGAAUCAGUUGCCAUUACCUUUAGUGUUACCUUUGGUCUCUCGUCCGGUUAAAGAUGAUCGGGAGCGAACCCAGAGACAGCAGAUGGUUGAACCCAACGCAGGCAAUCGGACUGAUUGCAAUGACAAAGCCAGCAAGGUGAGAACAGAACCAGCUAUGGAUACAAGGACCCGGGUCCGACUGACGGAGUCGAAGGCCUCCAGUGGCAUGCUGACUGCAGGCGAAGUGAAGGCCACCAUUAAAGUUGAAGUUCAGACAGGCGAGCAGCCCGUGGACAUGAGCACCUCCAGAGGUAUAAAGAGGGAGAAGCGACCUCCGUCCCCCGAAGAUGAUGAUGUUAUCAUCUUGUCUGACAAUGACUCCCCCAGUCCACCAGUGAAUGGCUUGAGCCACUUUAAGGAGCUGGACACAGACCUGCUCAUGAAAAGCAGCCCAGUGGAGAGGGAGCGCAUCAUUAAGCAGCUGAAGGAGGAGCUGAGACUGGAGGAAGCAAAGCUGGUGCUUCUGAAGAAACUUCGACAGAGCCAGAUACAGAGGGACACUAUCCAGAAGCCCUCAAGUCUGUCCGGGUCUUCGGCUCCUCCUCCUCUAAUUCGAGGAACAAUUACAAGCAAUAAAGGCUCUCAGCAGAUUUUAACAGGCCGGAGUUCAGGCACAGUCAUCCCUCCACCACUGGUGAGAGGAGGACAGCAGGUGUCUUCCAAACAUGGCUCCCAGAUCAUAAUGCCACCUCUGGUCAGGGGGGCACAGCCCAUCUCUGUAUCUCCACAGCAGAUCCAGGCUCUCCGUCAGCAGCAGCAGCAGCAGCAGCAGUUGGCUGCUUCAGGAGGUUCAGGACCCCCUCCUCUGCUGCUGGGCCCCAGGACCUCAGCCCCUGCAGGCCAGGGCCAGAGAGGCAUGGUCCAGCCAGGCCUCAUCAGAGUUGGCAGUAGUGCCAACACACUGGGCUCGCCAUCCAGUUUGAAGGGCUCUUCGUCAGGAAGCAGUAGCAUGUCUGUGGUGAGCAUGAAUGACUCCCCAGCCAGCCGUCAAGCUGCAGCUAAACUCGCCCUGCGAAAACAACUGGAGAAGACUCUCCUGGAGAUCCCACCACCCAAGCCUCCUGCACCAGAGUUUAACUUCCUGCCGUCUGCAGCCAAUAAUGAGUUCAUCUAUCUGGUGGGACUAGAAGAAGUGGUACAGAACCUCCUGGAUACCAUCCACAGAGGAAAGACAGGUGUAGCACUUAACAAGACCACUGUUAGAGACCCCUUCAUCUGCACCCAGUGCAACACUGACUUCACCUGUCGCUGGAGGCAGGACAAGACAAAAGGCGGGGCAAUCCUCUGUGAACAGUGCAUGUCAUCCAAUCAGAAAAAGGCUUUGAAAGCUGAGCAUACCAAUAGGCUGAAAAGUGCUUUUGUCAAAGCACUGCAACAGGAGCAAGAAAUAGAGCAGCGCAUUUUCCAGCAGACGUCCUCACCAGUCUCCCACAGUAGCUCCUCAUCCUCGUCAUUGAAAGCAGAGCACCUGGUAUCUCAGCAGCUGAAGCAGGCUCAGGUCAGGGCGUCCUCCCUCCAGCAUCAUCACCAGGCCAGCCGAGGAACCAGCAUUGUUCAGCAUCACUCCAUCAAGCAGAGCUCCCAAGGCCAGCUGUCCCAUGGUGUCUCAUCAGUGGGAGUGAGGGGCGUCCCCCACUCCUUCUCCUCCUCCUCCCAGCUGCAGAGCGCAGUGGCGGCCGCAUCUUUGGUCAGCCGGCCAGGUAAGCACGCCCAUGUUUCCCACCGCUCUGUCCAGAAUUCAAAGGUGAGCAGCAGUGGACUCGGCGGCGGCAGGAAUAUCAGCGGAGGUAGUACCUCAUCCACUGCAUGGAAGAAGCAGAGCAACAACAAUACAGGAGUCACUAUGGCCUAUGUGAACCCCAGCCUGACAGGUCACAAGACAUCAGCCACCGUCGACGCUCGUCAGAGGGAGUACCUGCUGGACAUGAUCCCCUCUCGCUCGUCAAUCUCGCAGACUGCAAACACAUGGAAAUAAUUUAAACCGUUCUCUGCUAUUCAUUGUUAGUUUUUGUCCGAGUUCCUCAGCUCCAAUAAUAUGGUCAACAGCAACCCCCAGAGGACUGUUAAGCAAAUACAAUCUCCUAAAGUGAAGAAACGUUCCGUUCUUACCUUUGUAUGAUUGUGUUUUAGUUUUAUUAUUUCUGUCGUUUAUUUUGAGAUUCACUGUUCUUUGGUAAUUGUGCAGAAACCGUUUUGAUUUGACUGGGGCAAAGAAAAAAAACAAAUACUUGAAGGGCUUCCCCCUGGGUACUUCUCUUCCAUACUGGGUGGCUAAAUGGUGGUGUGAUAAUGUAUCUACAUUGAGUACUUUGAGUACAAAAUGAGUACUCUGUUCUGGGCUUAUAAACCCUUUCUGCCAUGAUGUGGGUCAAACUGACCCAACCUUUUAACACUUGAAUGGUUAUAGUCAUACCCAAGAGUUCACAUUCAACAAAAUACACCUUUAUCUUAAGCAAAAAACAAAAUAAUUAAGUUGUAAAAAUUUUCAGUACAUCACCCCUAUAGUUUAAGGUUUGAAUUUAUUUUGUAUUUACUGUAAGUUAUUAUUAUUAUUUUUUUUGAGUAAUGUUAAAAACCACUCAGUAUCUUGUGGUUUCCACAAAUGAAGUUUUUCUGGCUUUGGGUUGUUGUUGUUUUUUUUCCCCUGUUUAACCGCAUGCCUGCCCUUGACCCUUCUGUUCAUUUUGCACCUUAGCUGAAUAAGCAUGGUGUCGUUGCUUCAUUCAUCUGUAAUUACCAUCUGUAAUUUGCUUAUUUUAUAUCACUGUCAAUAUUCUAAGAUUAUUUUGAGUGUUAUGUCAUCGCUGAGAAAAUGCAAACUCUGAAGGAGCUGGAUUUGCCACACUGGAGCCAGAGAUCUUCUCUGAUUUAUUCAACCAUACUUAGUCCUGAAUCAGUUCUUGAAGGGUGUAUCUCCCAGCUACCAAGACCCUGGAAUACACAGAGGUUCUCUCUAUCUCGUACCCCUCAUCAUAUUGCAUAAUUUCUCUGCUUCCCAAUCUUAACUGCAUUGUACAAUUUUAAUGUUCAAAUUUAUUUGGUUUACUUUUUUCCUAGUUCCUAAAGAAAUAAUAAAAAGUAUAAAUUUUAAA
Messenger RNA from Scatophagus argus, 3525 nucleotides. RefSeq names its product transcriptional repressor p66 alpha-like. The record is from RefSeq and is a predicted model, not a curated record. The transcript has 11 exons. Gene Ontology annotation, molecular function: sequence-specific DNA binding. Lineage: Eukaryota; Metazoa; Chordata; Actinopteri; Scatophagidae. Bases 156 to 2408 code for a protein of 750 amino acids. Gene Ontology annotation, biological process: negative regulation of transcription by RNA polymerase II. Gene Ontology annotation, cellular component: NuRD complex.